Acipenser ruthenus (sterlet) is the source of this 3252-nucleotide messenger RNA. RefSeq names its product kelch-like ECH-associated protein 1A. The transcript has 8 exons. Lineage: Eukaryota; Metazoa; Chordata; Actinopteri; Acipenseriformes; Acipenseridae. Gene Ontology annotation, molecular function: protein binding. The coding region runs from base 847 to 2676 and encodes 609 amino acids. The record is from RefSeq and is a predicted model, not a curated record.
GCUCACAGAGAGUGCAGACGCUGCAGGGCAGGAACAGGAACCAGCCAGGGCUGCAAGUGAAUCAUUAUUGGCUGCAACGUCUUUGCAUUUUUUUUUUUUUUUUUUUUAAUUUGUUACUCCCCACCAGCAAAGAGAGCGCGCCGACACUGACUCGACGCUGCAAACCGGAGCAUCUCGCGCACUGCAUUUCCACAACAAACAGCUCGCGCCCUGCGCGGACUUCGGUGCUGUCUGGGAACCAGCCAGUAGAAUCUCUUCAGGGCAGUUUGUGGCGAUGGUCACAUGAUGGCUUAAAAGCGUGGCAGACUCUCGACUUGUUGUGGGAAUCGAUUCUGGAUCACAGUUAACCUCAGAGGAUCCCUCCUACCUCUUGCAGUGUUGAAAACCUCCUGCCAUGCAGAAAGCAACCAGUCCAGACAUUGGAAAUUGGGGGUGAAUCUUGACGACACCUUACUUGUUAAUCGGACUUGCUGCUCCAGAGUUCGUCAACGUAUCAAUUUGCUCUUGAUUACACUUUUUUUUUAAUUGUGUUUGUUUUUUUGCACAAAGGAAUUUCUUCUUCUUUGAAAAAAAAAAAAAAAGUCAGUGCACCAUUGCCUAAUCGAAUUGAUUGUCACAGCCAGUUUUGACGUGCUAAAUCCUGAAAUUCAACGGCGCAAUGUUUUAAAGAUUUGAAACCUCUGCAGCGGUUGACCAUGACUUUGGGGUGCUGGAGAGACGUUUGCUGUGCUUCUCGUACAGGUGUGAAAAGACAGAAAGAGGAGGACACGGUCGUGCUGACUCCCUUUGGCCAGCGCCUGCUUUUCAUUUUCUAAAGAACUUUUACGAAGGGGACAGAACCCAAGAAUGACAUGCACAAGGAGGAGGAAACCAAACACUGGGGGAGACUUCCCAGCCGUCGCCGUCCCGUCUAUGAAGGGCCACGGAUACCUGGACUACACCAUUGAGAGCCACCCCUCCAAGGCCCUGGAGAGAAUGGACGAGUUCCGCAGGCACGACCAGCUCUGUGACCUCAUCCUUCACGUCACCUACAAGGACCAGCGAGAGGAAUUCCGGGUGCACAAGCUGGUCCUGGCGUCCUGCAGCCCCUAUUUCAAGGCCAUGUUCACCGGCGACUUCAAGGAGUGCCACGCCUCGGAGGUGACGAUCCGGGACGUGGCCCCCUGCGUGAUGCAGCGCCUCAUCGAGUUUGCGUACACGGCGCGCGUUACGGUGGGGGAGAAGUGCGUCCUGCACGUGCUGCUGGCUGCCACGCGCUACCAGAUGGAGGAUGUGGCCAAGGCCUGCUGCGACUUCCUGGCCAAGAACCUGGAGCCCGCCAACGUCAUCGGCAUCGCCAACUUCGCAGAGCAGAUCGGCUGCAAGGAGCUGCACGAGAGAGGAAGGGAGUACAUCAACACACACUUCAACAAGGUGACGAAAGAGGAGGAGUUCUUUAACCUGUCCCACUGCCAGCUGCUGGACCUCAUCAGCCAGGACAGGCUGAAGGUGCUGUGCGAGUCGGAGGUGUACAAGGCCUGCAUCGAGUGGGUGCGCUGGGACCUGGAGGGGCGGGCGCAGUACUUCCACGCGCUGCUCAAUGCCGUGCAGAUCUACGCCCUGCCGCCCAGGUUCCUCCAAGCCCAGCUGCAGGAGUGCCCCAUCCUCAGCAAGGCCAACUCCUGCAGGGACUACCUGUCCAGGAUCUUCCAGGAGAUGGCGCUGCACAAGCCGCUGCCCCCCCCCAGGCUGCGGGGGAACAAGCUCAUCUACCUGGCUGGGGGCUACCUGCAGCACUCGCUGAGCUCCAUGGAGGCCUGCGACCCUCGCACGGGGCAGUGGACCAGGCUGGCUGACAUGGACGCCCCCCGCAGUGGCCUGGGCGCCUGCGUGCUCUUUGGGCUGCUCUUCGUGGUGGGCGGGCGGAACAACUCCCAGCAGGAGCACAUGGACUCUCCCUCGCUCGCCUGCUACAACCCCAUGACCAACCAGUGGACCCAGCGGGCGUCGCUCAACGUGCCCCGGAACCGCGUCGGGGUCGCAGUGAUCGACGGGGGCAUUUACGCGGUGGGGGGGUCCCACGGGUCGGUGCACCACCGCAGCGUUGAAAAAUACGAUCCCGAAACGAACCAGUGGACGUUCGUGGCGCCCAUGUCGGUGGGGCGGAUUGGGGCUGGAGUGGCCGUCUGCAACGGGCUGCUGUACGCGGUGGGGGGCUUCGAUGGGGAGAGCCGCUGGGACAGUGUGGAGCGCUACCACCCCGACACCAACACCUGGCAACCUGUGGCGUCUAUGGGGUCCGUCCGCAGCGGAGCCGGGGUUGUCGGUUUUGAGAACUGCGUGUACGCGGUGGGCGGGUACGACGGCACGGCGCAGCUCAGCAGCGUGGAGCGCUACAGUGUGGCCAGUGACCGCUGGGAGCCCGUCUCUCCCAUGAAGAACCGGCGGAGUGCACACGGAGUGACCGUGUACCAGGGCAAGAUCUACGCACUGGGGGGCUUCAACCAGGAGGGCUUCCUGUCCAGCGUGGAGUGCUACAGCCCAGAGAGUGACGAGUGGACGCAGCUGGCAGACAUGCCCCUGAGACGCAGCGGAAUGGGCGUGGCCGUUACCAUGGAGCCCUGCCCUGGCAACCUGGACGAGUGGGAGGAGCAAGAAGAGGAGGAGGAGGAGGAGGAGGGCGGCGACAACGGGUGAGCCAGAGGGACAGGAUGGAAAGCGCUGCUUCUGCCACCAAGUCACUUUUUUUUUUUUUUUUUUUAAUAGAACUUGUGGAUGAAUCUCGGCUCUAAACACGAGAGGUUUUUUUUUUGUUUGUUUUUUUUACCCAAUCCAUGGAAAAUCGGGGGGGAAAAAAUGUAUUGUGGGUCAUCGAGUUUUCUUUAGAUAACCUGGCUUUGCUUCUAUGGGGGGAAAACACCCUAAUACGACUUUCUGAAAACUGAACUGUGCGUCCGAAAAUAUAGUGAAACUGAAAAAUGUGGGUUUGGAGGUUUUUCUGAACACCACUCAAGUGUAAAGCUUGAAAAUGUAUAAAUGUCCUAAUUUACCUUGUAUAUGGAACUUAUAUGUCAUAAUAUUGAUAAUGCCAAUAAUAAUAAUAAUAUAUUGUUUAAUAGCAUGCAAUGUAAACUGCGCAGAACGUGCGGUGCUGUAAAUAGGUAAAGUAUUUACACACUUUUAUUGGUUGGGAUAUAGUUUGCUUGUAUCCUGAAACUGUCUUCUUAUGAGAGUAUAUUUUGGAGAAUCAAUAAAUGAGUGUGCUUAUCAUAA